GUCAUGUUAGUCCUCCUCUUACCAUCGGAACCCCAACUCAAGAGUGCCCUUUGUAAAUCCACCCUGAGCGAGGAAUAGAUAGAGUGGGAGAGAGAUCCCUGCAAUCCAAGCUAAUAUUGGUUCUGAGAAAACCAAGAAAAUCGAAUAUCAACAAGAGUUUCUGCAUUUGUGGCAGCACCAACUAACCAGAUUUGCCGUAGAAAGCCUUCCUUUGAUUUUUUCUUUCUUCAUAUAUUUUCGAAGAGAAUCCGAGCUAUUUUUUGGAUGCCUAAAGAGUGAGUGAGAUAGAGAGAGGGAGAUGCCGCCGAAGCAGCAGUCGAAAGCAGAGUUAGCCAAGAAGCAGAAGGUCGUCGAGGACAAGACCUUCGGGCUUAAGAACAAGAAUAAGAGCAAGAAUGUCCAGAAGUAUGUCCAGUCGCUGCAGCAGUCCGUGCAGCCGAAGCCUGACGCCUCUAAAGUUGCUGCAAAGAAAAAGAAAGAGGAGGAGAAGGCGAGAGAGAAAGAGCUGAAUGAUCUCUUCAAGAUUGCUGUGAGUCAGCCCAAGGUUCCUGUUGGGGUCGAUCCCAAGUCCAUAUUGUGCGAGUUUUUUAAAGCUGGCCAGUGCACAAAGGGUUUCAAGUGCAAGUUCUCGCAUGAUUUGAAUGUCCAACGAAAAGGAGAGAAGAUCGACAUUUACAGCGAUAAGCGCGAUGAAGAAACGAUGGAGGACUGGGACCAGGAGACAUUGGAGAAGGUCGUGGAGUCGAAGAAGAAAGAGUAUAACCAAAAUAAGCCAACAGAUAUCGUCUGCAAAUACUUCCUUGAAGCAGUUGAAAAGAAGCAGUAUGGUUGGUUCUGGGUUUGUCCGAAUGGUGGUAAAGAUUGCCAUUAUAGGCAUGCUCUUCCUCCUGGAUAUGUGUUGAAAUCUCAGAUGAAGGCUUUAUUGGAAGAAGAGUCUGAGAAGAUAUCAGUAGAAGAAGAGAUUGAAAACCAGCGUGCAACAUUAACUACCUCUACACCACUUACACCGGACCUGUUCAUGCAAUGGAAAAAGAAAAAGAUGGAGGAACGGGAAGCUGGGCUUGCUGCCUUGCGAGCAGAGAGAGCUAAAAAUGAUCGUAUGAGUGGUCGUGAACUGUUUCUGGCAGAUGCUAGCAUCUUUGUGGAUGACGCUGAGGCUUAUGAGAUGUAUCAGAGAGAAGAACCUAAUGAAGUUGAAGAGUCGGUCAAGAACGGUACAUCCGAAGAGGGACCAAGUACAUCAUCAACUGCUGAUGGGGAUGAUGUGCUUCCUGAAGAUGAUGAUGAUGAACUGGAUAUGGAUGAGCUAAAUGAACUUGAAGCCAGCCUUGCAAAAACUUCAAUACAGAUUCGUGAACCAGGCAGAGAAGAAUCGACUUAAUUCUGCUUGUGGCAGCAGUCCUUUGUCUUCAACAAGAUGAAAAUGUGAGGCAUCUUUGUCGGUGAUCAUGACCUUAUUGCGUUCUCUUGGAUAUAUCACUUGGUCGGAUAUAUCACUUGGUCAUAAAUCUUGUUGGGGUCAACAAUUUUUGGUGAACUGUUCCUACUAUGUUGGGCAUCUUCUGUAGGCUGACCAGUGAUCAGUGUUGUGGUAAAAUCACUAAUAAGUGCAUGUGGAUGCUCUUGUUAGACUGGUACCAGAGUGCAGCUUUUCGUUGAACCCUGAUCUCGUCACUGUCUAAAGUAACUUCCUCUUGUGCGGAUUUUUCCUUGGGUGUUUUUGUGUGCAGGAGAAAUUUCUCAGAAAAAUUUGGGAAAAUUAUCUCUGCGAGAAGUUGUACCUGCUGAGGUCGAGCUAUUUUUUCCUCUUUAAGUUGUGUCGGAUCAUAUGAUUCCUGGAUCCUUUGAGUAGGUUUUCUAAGGUUGGGUUAUUGGCAAUGCUAAUGCCAUUAUUUUUAAA
Nymphaea colorata (pocket water lily) is the source of this 1900-nucleotide messenger RNA. Its product is annotated as zinc finger CCCH domain-containing protein 11. Gene Ontology annotation, cellular component: cytosol. The record is from RefSeq and is a predicted model, not a curated record. Gene Ontology annotation, molecular function: mRNA binding; metal ion binding. Gene Ontology annotation, biological process: cytoplasmic translation. The transcript has 8 exons. Lineage: Eukaryota; Viridiplantae; Streptophyta; Magnoliopsida; Nymphaeales; Nymphaeaceae. The coding region runs from base 299 to 1381 and encodes 360 amino acids.